CAUUGGGGGUGAGACGCGCGUAAAAUCCGCAGCGGAAAAUCGAUGGCCGGGGCGAGGUGUGUCGGCGACGACGGUCUCGGAAUUUAAACGCUCUCGUUGUACAUUCUCUCCCCGAGAGCGAAAACAAGGUUCGUCGUAUGAUCUCGCGAGAGGAUUCAGAGAGAAAGAGAGAUUACUUUGAUCUUACCUUGACCGCCGCUGCCGCUACCGCGUGCGGGUAAUCGCGACCACGCGCGUUCACCAGGUGAAUAUUGCGACCCUCGUCUCGCGAGUGAUUCACGGUUCUUUAUCAUCAUGAUAUGCGAAUACCUCCCUCAAUCUGGCAAUCGCAUCGAAGAUGUUUGCGGCACGAAUGUCCAACGGAAUCCCCGCGCGACGUAUCGGAUCAGAGUCUGCAAUCCGGAUUAGACGCAAUGACGCGACAUGCUGGAUAGAUCAGCACUCGAAUAGAUCAACGAGUGUGAAUCGCAGUAAGACUGUUUACAUCAGAAACGCGAAAAAAAGGAAAAAAUGCAGAACGGAUUUAAAAUCGACGAUAAUGAUGUCAUUUAUAAAGAUGUUGUUAUCAUAGGAAACGGACCCAGUGGAAUAUGCCUAUCGUACAUGCUCGCGGGCAAUUGGCCUUAUUAUACUGGCGAACCUCAUCCUGGUGACGAUAUGCUGACGGCGCGAUUGCGGUUCUGCAUGGCAAAUACCGGUAGCGAAGACCGCGAUGCGCGUUCGGAUGAUGCGGUCGCCAACAAUCGACAUCAAUGCGGCAAGUCUGGUGUCGGCAGAACACAGGGAGGAAGUCUGGCGCGCAGUACGCGUUGCAAACUCGAAUGUCUGUCAGCCGGCAUCGAGGGCAGGGGCGGUGGUCGACCGUUGGCCCUUCUCAUGGACCAUCUGCAGCAUCCAUGCGUCGACGCUGGCCUUGAUGUGGCCUCGCUCCUUGAUUGGCGGUCCGCCGACGAGUAUCCCGAGCAUAGAAUCGUGGAUCACGUUGUUCUUGGCAAGGGUCAACCCGGUGGCUCCUGGCAAACUAUGGAUCCUAAUGUGCUGACUCUCAGUCUGAGUCGAUGGAUGUCUCUCCCCGAUCUGGAUCUGAGGCAUUGGGAGAAACUUAUCGAGGCGGAACAAUUACAAGAGUCGGUUUUAACCGCGGCGAGAGAUAUGUAUACGCGACCGGAAAAGUUAAGCGUUUGCAAAGCGUCUAGUCGGAUUUCCGUAGGCACUGUAGCUGCUUAUUACAAGGACUACGUGCGCAGAAAAGGCUUGACUCAAUACUUUCGAUGCGGGACUACAGUUACUUCAGUAAGAUCGGAGUCAGACUCACCCGAGAGUGAAGGAGGAUACAAUUGGAUCGUGGAUGGAUACGAAAACAAAAAUGGGAAGCGAUUUCGAUAUCGGUGCAAAAGAGCAGUUCUUGCGACCGGUACGACCGACUUGUCUAAUCACUUAGGUAUUCCGGGGGAAAAUACGUAUCCCGACUGGGUGACGCAUGAUCUCAAUGAUCUUGAAACGCGAUUAGGACGUUUGGUCAAUGAACGUGAUUCGACCGAUGAGCAGAUGCAACCGGUGUUAGUAGUUGGAGCUGGUCUGAGUGCAGCCGAUGCGAUUAUGGCCGCACGUUUUCGAGGGGUAUCCGUGUUGCACGCGUUCCGCAAUUCAUCGAACGAAUGGAGCAAGGAAACCGUCGAGAAGAUAACUACUAGUUACGAUCGAUUGCAAUGGCUGCCGAAUUCUAUAUAUCCGGAAUAUCACAAGGUAUACGAGAUGAUGGCUGAUGGGGGUACAAAUUAUCCUCUGUAUAAAUCACUGCCGGGAUACACGCUCGUCAGACUCGAUGAGAAGGACGAAAACAUGAAUACGAGAAGGACAGUUACCUUUUCCGCUCCAGACGGUCAGCUGCACACGUUCGAAGUAUCUAUUGCGGCUAUACUUAUCGGAUAUAAACCAGAUUUAUCCUACUUGGAACAUAAUGGUGUAGGAUUGGGUAAACUUGCGGACAAACCGAUUGACAGUAAAUCAAAUCCGAUCGAAAUUGAUGAUUUCACGUACGAGGUAAUCAAGGCAACAAAAGGACUUUACGUUCUGGGGCCUCUAGCCGGCAACAACUUUGUUCGCUUUGUUCUGGGCGGUGCACUUGGAAUUCUUGCGCAUAUUUUGUGCACAACAUCUGAGGGAUCUGUUAACCAUUCACGCGAACCGAUCGUGUCUUAGCAAUGUUGUUUUAUAUACAAGUGUAUUGAAACAAUAGGAUUGUAUGACUUUUACUGCUCAAAUCAUAUAAAUAUUGAAAAAUUUACUUAAUGAUUCUUAAUGUUUAAAUGACUUUUUGUAGAUAAAUUGGUUUAUGUAGAUGCUGUUAUGUAGGUGCUAUUAAGUUUAUUUUUGUAUUCUUUUGCAUAUAUU
This is a messenger RNA of Camponotus floridanus (Florida carpenter ant), 2394 nucleotides long. Its product is annotated as oxidative stress-induced growth inhibitor 2. The record is from RefSeq and is a predicted model, not a curated record. NCBI's taxonomy places the organism in Eukaryota, Metazoa, Arthropoda, Insecta, Hymenoptera, Formicidae. The coding region runs from base 511 to 2202 and encodes 563 amino acids. The transcript is spliced from 7 exons.